This is a messenger RNA of Stylonychia lemnae, 1242 nucleotides long. NCBI's taxonomy places the organism in Eukaryota, Ciliophora, Spirotrichea, Sporadotrichida, Oxytrichidae. The record is from the annotation of a GenBank genome assembly.
AUGAAAAAGGGCAAGGAAAAUGUCUUAGUCAUAAAGAGGGGUUCAUUCAGCCGUUUCAGUGAAAGAGAUGUAAACAGGAGUACAUCUGCGAAUCGCGCUUUCGGUACUGAGAUUACAAAUAUUUCCCAUAACAUCGCUAAUCAAUCGAGAGUGCAGAGUAUUGUUAUGAACUCCAUCAAAGACUCAAAGUCAGCAAGAUAAUAUUAAUCUCUAUCUUUUGAUAGACUAUCAGGAAAAGAAAAAACUCCUUAAAUUAGAGAUGCAUCCUCAGCUAGCAGAUAGAGUCAUCCGUUGCAAAGGGUACCAAGUUCAAACAGGGCAUCAAAGGAAAAAUUACCAAAAAUAUCAGUGGUAGAGAAGCAGCAAAUGUUCAUAAACCGUUGUGAUAGAUUUAUAUACCAAAAAAUACCAAAAUUUGAUCUUGAAAACAUCAAAAAUAUUUAUGAGGUUAGUGAGUUUGCUGAGGAUAUUCACUAACACAUGAAAUCUACUGAGAUAGACGGAUAACCUAGUUCUAGCUAUAUGAAAAAAUAAACCGAUAUAAAUGAGAGUAUGAGAGCGAUACUUGUGGAUUGGCUUAUAGAUGUUCAUUUAAAGUUCAAAUUACUAAAUGAGACGCUUUUCCUUACUGUUAACAUAAUAGACAGAUAUUUAACUUUGAGGAAUGGCUUAUAAAGAUCAAAACUGUAACUAGUAGGAGUGGGUGCGUUAUUAAUCUCGACUAAAUAUGAGGAGAUAUAUCCACCUACUGUUAAAGAUUUAGUCUAUAUUACUGAUAAUGCAUAUAGCAAGGAAGAAAUUCUGAUAAUGGAAAGCAACAUUUUAAUUGCUUUGGACUUCUCAAUAUAAUAGAAUUCUCAGUACAGGUUCUUAGAGCGAUACUGUAGAAUUGCAAAAGCUGAUACAGUCAUGUUCACCUUGGCCUAAUACUUCUUGGAACUUGGAUUGCUAGAUUCCAAAAUGUCUAAAUUUCUACCGUCUGAGCAAGCAGCAGCGGCUGUAUUAGUAGCUUAAAGAAAAGUAAAAAAGUAUAAUACCAUUGAUAUCUCAAAACUUGAUAAGCACACCGGACAUACCGAUGAAAGUCUUAAACCAUGCGCCUAAGUCUACGAAAACCUUUCAAAAUCUAUUGUUAAUUCCACCCUUAAAGCUGUAUAUCGUAAAUUUAAGAGUGGAAAAUAUUACGAAGUUACUAGAAUCCUUUAAUAGAGUCCCUAGACUUAGAUUGAACCAUAGUAAUGA